Cyprinodon tularosa is the source of this 1613-nucleotide messenger RNA. RefSeq names its product ring finger protein 41, like (gene rnf41l). The coding region runs from base 417 to 1478 and encodes 353 amino acids. NCBI's taxonomy places the organism in Eukaryota, Metazoa, Chordata, Actinopteri, Cyprinodontiformes, Cyprinodontidae. The transcript has 7 exons. The record is from RefSeq and is a predicted model, not a curated record. Gene Ontology annotation, molecular function: zinc ion binding.
CCAGGGAGAGACAGAGCGACCUCGGGAUGCAGCAGAUCAUUAAAGAGAGACAGAACCACCAAAGAUCUCUAAUGGCCAUGUCCCAACAUGGCUUUAAUUCUUAGGCAGUAACUGAGACAUUUUGCAGCAGUUUCUCUGUUUCUGUUGCUGUAAUUCUGUCUCAUCUGAUCUCAUCUAACAGCUGCCUGGUUGUUGUCAGGGAAACCUCCCCACAGAGACGCACUCUCAAAAGGCAGGGGAGGGCUUUGCAGGAGAAGAGACCCUCACCUGGAUCUGGAUGGAGUAAGCAGAGGGGAUGAAGGUGGAAAGUAUGCAGCAAAGAGAAAAGAGGGAAGCUUACCUGUGGAGGUGCAUGUAAAGUCCACACCUAAAAAGGAAAGUUAAGGGAAGAGCUGGAUGAAGAUUAACUUUUCAGGAUGGGCUAUGAUCUGGAUAGGUUUGUGGGCUAUGUCAAUGAGGGUCUGCUCUGCUGUGUGUGUCGGGACGUGCUGGAACGCCCUCUCCAGGCGCCAUGUGAACAUGCUUACUGCAGCGCCUGCAUCAGCAGCUGGCUGCUCCAUCAUCACUCCUGUCCUGAAGACAGGCAGCCCCUGGAUGUGAGCAGUCUCAGACCACUGUACAGGUACAUGCGCAAUGACCUGAACCGCCUGCAGAUCCGCUGUGUGAAUGCAGGACAGGGAUGUGAGAUGGUCUGCUCCCUGGAGACUGUCCACACACAUGAGGAUGAGUGCGAGUUUGCCUUUAUAGCAUGUUCCAACACAGGUGGAGAGUACAUUUGCUACCGCUGUGGUUGUCCUGUACAGGUAGAGAGGCGGGCUUUGGAGGCCCACCUGUCCGAAUGCAACUACCGCAGCAGAGAGUGUCCCAACGGCUGCGGUCAUACGGUCCACGCCACCGAGCAAUCACAGCACAAUUGUGUAGCAGAGCUGCGCCUGGAGGUGGAGAUGAUGAGGGCAGAGAUGCUGUGCAAGGUGGAGGAGGUGAGGCGAGAGAUGGAGUCCCGGCUGGACUCCCAGAGGAGACACAUGGUGCAAAAAGAGUCGCAGCUGAAGAGUGAUGUAGAGGAGCUCAAGGGUCAGUUAACCCGUGUGAUGAGCGACAUGCGAGCCCUGUUAGGAGCAGAGCGUCUGAGGAGACAAGAACUGGCAGAAGCAGAGGUGGAGAAGAGAGAGCUGCUGGAGCUCCUCAGAGACAUACAGCCAAUGAGGAGUCAGCCUCCCACUGAGCAGGCAGCCAGGGAUCAGCCCGUGGGUGACCUGCAGGCUUCCAGCUGGGAAACGCACUCGGAUCUACCAAGACACCAGCAGAGAGAGGCGUCGCUGCAUGCCUCCUGUCUGUCUCUGCACUCGGCUCAGGUUCCCUGUGCUGCAGGCCCACCUGCUUCCCCCCAGCUUGGGGAGGGAGUCCGUAAGGGCAGCACCCGCAGUCUGACUCUAGACUGCAUCAAGAAGAAGAACCGUGAGGUGACGGUCAUCUGAAUACACCAGAGCUUUAGACUGAAGCAUAUUUUACAAAUUUCUCUAAGCAAAGAUUUUGAAAUAAAAAUAAAUACCCUUAUAUAGUCUACUAGUUCAUUCAUUUGUUAGGAAAGAAAUAAAACAGUUUUCAGCUGA